AACUGAGAUACUUGUAUAUGAAUGCAUACAGACGAUUGGUCCGUGUAUUUGAUGUUUCACCGCUUUUCAUCCCGAGCGGGCAAGUGAGGAAGACUCUUCGUAGCAGUUCGAAUCGUUUGUAGUGUUUUAAAUCGAUAAUUUUGAAAACGUCACUUUCGAAAAUAUUCAAAAAUUUCCUUGAGGUUAGCAGGUAACGUCGCGUGAUUGCGAUAAUAUUUUACCAAAAACUAGAAAAACAUUCGCUUGCGGAAUAAUGAUGAUAUCAACAAUAAACGCUUCUCGAGGUACCGGCAAUGACUCUGUCAUAGGACACUUACUAAACAAUACGUUAUCAGCACACGGAGCGCUUAUGGAGGCUUCUCGUACGAAAUCAUAUCAGGCAACUGGGAAAUCUAUUGUGAUCAAUAUCAGUGGAAAGCGCUUCGAAACAUUUGAAGAGACUCUGGAACUGUUUCCGAAUACGCUUCUCGGAUGCGCAACGACAAGAGCCGAAUUCUUCAACUCAGACACAGGGGAAUAUUUUUUCGAUCGACACCGAGGUUCAUUCGGAGCGAUUCUUUAUUUCUACCAAAGCAAUGGCUCGUUAAUCAGGCCUGAAUCUGUCCCUGUUCAUGUGUUUUACAAAGAAUGCGUUUUCUUCAAACUUCCGGAGGAAAUUGUGGAUGAAUUCCAGAUCGAGAGCGGUGUUCUGGACGAGGAGGAAGAGCGACCGAUGCCAAGUAAUCCGAUUCGUAAAGUGAUUUGGGAAACAAUGGAGUACCCUGACACAUCUAAACUUGCUAAAAUCCUCGCCAUUCUCUCAGUCAUCAUUAUCUCUGCUUCCCUGGUUAUCUUCUGCUUGGAAACAAUGCCCGUGUUCAAUCCCAAACCUCCCGAUUGCCCAGGAAAUAUAACAUCGUGCCCAGAGAAAGAUAACUUUGUGAAUCCGUAUGAGGAGGUCUGGUUUGUGAUUAACAGUGCAAUCAUUGGCUGGUUUACUGCUGAAUUUGUCAUUCGUCUAUUAACGUGUCCGAAUAUUGCUACAUUUUUGGUAGCUCCACUGAAUGUGAUUGAUAUGCUGAGUAUUCUGCCGUACUAUGUCACUCUUGCACUUCAAGAUGUUGGCGGCAGUAUUGCUGUCCUUCGCGUGGUUCGUGUCGUUCGCGUGUUUCGUGUUUUUAAGCUAUCACGGCAUUCAAGAGGACUUCAGAUCCUGGGAAACACGUUACGUUCUUCAUUCAGUGAGCUUGUCAUGUUGGGAUUUUUCCUCUUUAUUGGUGUUAUGAUAUUUGGUAGCUGUAUUUACUAUGCUGAAUUGGGCGAAGACUCUGGAUUCGAUAGUAUUCCUCAUUCGUUUUGGUGGGCAAUUGUUACCAUGACAACAGUAGGUUAUGGCGAUGUGUAUCCAACAACUUUCUUUGGAAAAAUAACUGGUGGAUUUUGUGUGAUUGCUGGUGUCCUAAGUAUAGCUCUUCCAGUUCCUGUGGUGGUGUCAAACUUCGAGCAAUUCUACCAGAAGGAAUUGAAUCGCAGACGGCAGGAGAAGGAUAAACGUGAUGAAGAGAAAAAGAAAGAGAAGGAAAGAAAGCGAUUACAACAACUUGGUUUACUGGAAGCUUCGGAAGAGGAUGAAACAUCAGGAAUGUUGGGCAAUGGUGAGAGAAGACCAGCCAAUCCAACUAACGUUUAACUAGCAUGAAUAUAAUUUUUGAUAUUUCAAACAAAUUUAUCAGCAGGUGCUAACAUGAAGUAAUGGUACUCAUUUGUUAUCGUAAGUAAUAUUUCACUCUUACCGUCAGUCAUGGAGGAAAUAUUUAGAUUGAAAAAACAGUAACUCCACAACUAAGCAAGAAAUUGAGUCUUCGUGCACGUCUAAGAAAAAGGGAGCCUCACUUUGAUUUUCUUUCACAUUCCACUUGUUUUUUAAGCACUGGGCUAAAAUACCUAAAUUACUAUUCGUAUAUGCGUCUUGAUCAUGAAAUGCAAUCUAUAUGAAAAAAAUAUUCAACGCUAGUUUGAAACAAAUGUAAUUCUAAAUUAUUGUUGCCAUUUAUUUCGUUCUACACUCCUCUCACAACGGUAGUGGCUGGUUGAGAUGAAAUACAACCGAAUAAGACAAAAAGUUUUUCAGAAACGAUAUCUGCCUGAUAUUGUUUCACGUACUAAACAACAGCCAAAUGGGAGCUAGGCUUUAAGACGACAAAAGGUUUCUCGAUACGAGCAUCCAGAAUUGACAUUUAAAUAAUUGUGAAUAUUUGUAAUUUAUAUCAAUUUGGUACUUUAAUUACCAUUAGUUGCUCUAUUGGAGAGGAAUAUUGCAAUUUCUGUUGUAAAUUUAAUUCAUUCUGCCUUAGCAUGAUUUUUUGUCAUAGUUUUAUGAUGAUGUAAUGUAGUAAAUUAUACAAGCUACUGCUUGCUGUUCGUGAUAUUAUUAUUAUCCCAUUCCAUAUUUAAUAUAUUGUCUAUAGACUGUAGCUAUAUUGUAAAUACAA
Molecule: messenger RNA, 2471 nt
Organism: Dendronephthya gigantea
Lineage: Eukaryota; Metazoa; Cnidaria; Anthozoa; Malacalcyonacea; Nephtheidae
Product: potassium voltage-gated channel subfamily A member 2-like
Exons: 4
Coding region: 254-1669 (471 amino acids)
Biological process (GO): protein homooligomerization; potassium ion transmembrane transport
Cellular component (GO): membrane; voltage-gated potassium channel complex
Molecular function (GO): delayed rectifier potassium channel activity; protein binding
Source: RefSeq, a predicted model, not a curated record